UUCGCUUCCCGGUACUUGUUUCGCUUAUCGAUUGGUAGUAUAAAUAGUUAAGAUUGUUGGCUAAAAUGGCAUCAGUAGUUCUUCCAACUCCAAGCAUUACAGCAAGCAAUCAAGCAAAAUGCGCAGCUAUCAACUGACUUUGAUUUUCGCCAUGGGCUUCCUGUGGGCGGUGGCCAGUGGUAGCACCCAACCGCCGAGCACCACCGCUCGUACUCUCCCCUGGAACUGUCCGCUCUUCCCGGAAGUCUGCUCGAGGAACAGCCCCAAGGUCUGCGGAAGGACUCCGAGGGGCGAGUGCCAGCGGUUCGAAAACAUCUGCCACUUGAUGCUGGCCCAUCGGCUCGGGUGGCCCGUGGGGGUGAGGCACACCCGCGACCUUGACUGCCGCAACCUGCGCGGGGACGGCCCCGCCCACCGCCGCCCCUGCUACGAGGCGUGCCCCCCGCGGCCCGUCGUCUGCAAGAGGUCGCCCCCGAACCAGCACAUCUGCGUGCGCAGCAGGAGCAACAGGCGGCAGUGCAAGGUGCUGGCCAACAAGUGCCAGUUGCGCAACCAGAACUGCCACAGCCAGCCCAAAAACAACUGGCUCCGCACCGACAAGAGGCGCUGUGGCAAGCUGCAGUUGGGCGACAAGCCGCAGGACUGCCUCAGGGUGCCCAGGCGCAACACCACCAUCCCCCGCACCACCACCCCCCGCACCACCACCCCCCGCACCACCACCCCCGCACCACCACCCGCCGCGCCACCACUGCCAGGGCGGUCUAAGGGAUCAAGGACAUCCGCUUUCCCUGUGAACGCCAACACGUCUCUCAAUUUUUUUUUUAACUUCCCCCAUUAGAGUGUGCAAUAAAUUGAAAAUAAACUACAAGGCAUAUA
Molecule: messenger RNA, 876 nt
Organism: Drosophila gunungcola (fruit fly)
Lineage: Eukaryota; Metazoa; Arthropoda; Insecta; Diptera; Drosophilidae
Source: RefSeq, a predicted model, not a curated record